CGGGAGGUUCUUUGAGUCUGCAUUGCGUAGGACAGAACUAGAGAGAGAUGGCUACCGGCGGGGCAGCAUCGAGUUCACCGAAGAUCGUGUGGAACGAGACCCACCGGAGGUUCGAGACAGAGGACAGGAAAGCUUACUUAGAGUACGUGCUAAGAAACGACGGCAGAGUGAUGGACAUGGUCCAUACUUUUGUGCCCUCUUCAAAGAGAGGGAUGGGCUUGGCUUCUCAUCUCUGCGUUGCCGCCUUCAAUCACGCCAAGUCCCACACCCUCUCUGUCAUACCCACAUGCUCCUACGUCUCGGACACAUUUCUUCCACGGAACCCAUCUUGGAAUUCUCUUUUGCACUCAGAAGAACUCAAAUCCAAUAUAUGAGCUUCUUUAGAAGCCUGUGAUGCAUGUGGUGGUGUUAUAUGUGUUUAUGGUGCAAAAUGUAUUCGACUCUUAUGUAUGGAUAUUGAUGGUGCAAUAAUAUCUUGAGAGACAGUUCUGAUGGUCACAUGUUACCAUGUUGAAUUGUAAUGCAUUGAGUUGAAUUAACAGCACUGCUCACCAGCUGUGCAAAUAUAUUUCACAAUAUUGGGUUCAUAAUAUCUCUUUUACAAUGAGAGUUGAUACGAAAUCACAGCAGCAAAUAACACUAUUGAUGGUGC
Molecule: messenger RNA, 652 nt
Organism: Rubroshorea leprosula
Lineage: Eukaryota; Viridiplantae; Streptophyta; Magnoliopsida; Malvales; Dipterocarpaceae
Source: the annotation of a GenBank genome assembly